AAUGUAUGUUUGUUUUUAUCAAUGAUAUAGUUAUGGGUGUACCAGCAUGGCGCCCUAGUAUAGUGACUCCCUCUCCGGUUAUUAGUUUGUUAGCAGAGCUACUGUAUUCAUAUUACAGUAUCACCUCAGUCACUUGUCAUUUGUAAACAGAACAUGUUGCUUAUAGUGGUGCGCAGCCUGUGACUCUGGUUUGUCCUUGCCAGAUGCCGGUUGAAAAAACUGAGUGAGAAAAUAUGGAGUUUUUUGUGCAGCUCAGAAUCUCCAGACAAAAAAUCUUGACUUUCAACAAAUUCAUUUCUUCUAAAUUGAGACUACAAAAAAGUACAUUUCAAAUUCCAACACAAACUUCACAUUUUGAAUGUAAAUCAUGGAGCAGAGAUUUAAAGGGCAGAAUUUAUCAAUAUAACAACCUCAUCAAACCUUCAACUUCUUUUCUUUCUCCGUGUUUUUAUUUCAUCAGUAAGGCAGAGGGGCAUCAGGGUGCAAUUCAAAGACAAAACAAUCUGAAUUCUUACAGGUCUCCUACAUUUGCACAAGUGACAAAAAGGAAGUCAUUUUUCCAAUCUUCGCCUCUGCAACAGGUCUUGUCCUCGAGACAGAUCCAUACUUCAUCACGUUUGAAUGUCCUACCUCCCCAUGUGUGGCUGAUUAUUAAGCCAGCACAGAAGCUCUUUGCAAUCAUCAUUGGCAGGAGCAUAAGAAAAUGGUGGAAGACUCUUCCUACCAACAAACGUGAAUUGUUCAAAGAAAGUUUAAAAAGGAAUAAGUGGAAGAUUUCUCUGAGUGUUGGAGCUCUGGGAAUUAUAUUCAUUCUGUUUUAUUUUACUCAUCUGGAGGAGAGUCCUAUUACUGGUCGCAACAGACUUCUGGUUUUUAGAAAAGAACAUUAUGACUUUCUCAACAAAUUUGAGUAUGAAAAUCUGAUGGAAGAAUAUAAGGAAAUAAUACUUCCAGAGGAAGAUCCACGUUAUCAGCUUGUCCAGAGAAUUGUAAACCAUCUUAUCUCAAGCAACCGUGACCUGCCACAAGUAUCUGAGAUUGAGUGGGUCGUACAUGUUGUGGACAAAUCGGACAUUAAUGCUUUUGUGCUUCCGAACGGACAAAUUUUUAUUUUCACGGGAAUGCUUAACGCUGUGGCAGACAAUCACCAGAUCUACUUUAUAUUGAGUCAUGAAUUGGCACAUGCUGUUCUCGAACACACAGCAGAAAAGGCUAGUGUCAGCCACUUCUUGGACUUCCUGUUUCUCAUAUCUCUUGCUGUGAUAUGGGCUGUGUGCCCCAUGGACAGUCUAGCAGUCGUUGGUCAGUGGGCUCAGUCAAAGAUAAAAGAGUUCAUGUUUGACAGACCGUAUAGCAGGGCCUUAGAGGCUGAAGCAGACAAAGUUGGACUUCAGCUGGCUGCCAAGGCUUGUGCUGAUGUGAGAGCGAGUUCUGUGUUCUGGCAUCAGAUGGACGUCUCAGAAACUUUUGAUGGGCAACCAAAAAUCCCAGAGUGGCUAUCUACGCACCCGUCACAUGAAAACCGAGCUGAACACCUGGACAGGCUCAUACCAGAGGCCCUUAAGCUAAGAGAAAAGUGCAAUUGCCCAGCUCUCUCCGAUCCUGACCCAAGAUUAAUAUUCGCUUUGAGCGUGCAGCGUCUGCUACAAACCUCAAAGGAAACAGAGCACGACAGGCUAAAAGGAGAAUUUGUGCCAGUCCAAGUGAAUGACAAAGUCCCCACAGCUUCUGUAGUGAAAGCAAUUUAGUGAAUUAUGCAACAUUUCAAAACUGUCCAAAUUGAUUUUGAAAACUGUGACACCUUUUACAUUAAACUAAAAAUCUAUUUUUGAAAAUAUCAAUUGAAUUAGUGCGUUGUGUGCCCUUUUGCACUUCCUUAUACCUCUAAAAUAUUUUUAUGUCUUCUAAAUUUCUGUAUAUUUACAAAAUGUCUUAUUGCUGCAACAGUAAAUUAAGAUUUAUGAAUCACUAAAGUAGGAUGUAGGUCAAUUUAAAAAAAUGUGUCUCCUGAGUUAUCAAUAGGGCCACUUCUUACUUUCUACCCUUAUGAUGGACACAUAGCUAGUAUUGUUUUUAAAAGCAUGUUUUAAUUUUACCAAUAAAUCAAUUAUUUCUCACUUGAAAUACUGAAAGUAAAAGUUGUUUGAAAACUCCCAA
This is a messenger RNA of Bombina bombina (fire-bellied toad), 2157 nucleotides long. It is a transcript of the gene OMA1, whose product is annotated as OMA1 zinc metallopeptidase. The record is from RefSeq and is a predicted model, not a curated record. NCBI's taxonomy places the organism in Eukaryota, Metazoa, Chordata, Amphibia, Anura, Bombinatoridae. Gene Ontology annotation, biological process: mitochondrial protein processing; protein quality control for misfolded or incompletely synthesized proteins. The transcript is spliced from 9 exons. Gene Ontology annotation, cellular component: mitochondrial inner membrane. Gene Ontology annotation, molecular function: metalloendopeptidase activity. The coding region runs from base 234 to 1748 and encodes 504 amino acids.